AGUUCUGUCCCUUGCCGGAAAUCAUCAGAAGAAUGUGCGUGGAGGUGGAAUCAACAUCAUGCUUAAAAUUGUCUAACGAAGAGCGGACACGGUCGACGCUUUCGUGAAUAACUGUCUUCGUCUUGUUUGUAAUAUAUAUCUAUAUAACGUAUUAUCUCAUCGGACACGUGUUUAUCAAGAUAACGCCAUUAUAUUUGAACUUUAACCCCUGUUAACUACAAAUGUUACCACUAAGCUUGCUGACGAACACAUGGGACAAUAUUCUUCGACUGAUAUCAACGCUAUUCGGAGUUCCUCGUUUGAUCUCAUUACGUAUACGUUCAUUUAAUAAGAAAAAAAUUAUCAUGGACUCGGGGAUGAUAGAUGAAAAAAAUGUCCGAGCAGAAGGUUUUAAGUGGUGCCAGGAUUCUAUUGGAGGAAUAUGGUCAAAAAUAGGCCCAGAAGAUUUUAUUCUAGAAAGAAUAAAUGGUGGACUCUCAAAUUAUCUGUAUUUGUGCUACCUCUCCCCGGGACUAAAACCUUUAGGUAAUGAACCAGAUCGUGUGAUGUUACGUAUUUAUGGACACAUUGCCAAAACAAGUAAAUCUUUUGUGAUAUUUAAUUCCGUCGUAUUUGCCAUUCUCUCAGAGAAAGAUCUUGGACCAAAAUUAUAUGGUAUUUAUCCUACCGGCAGAUUAGAAGAAUAUAUUCCAACGAGACCAUUAAAACGUACAGAUUUGUGUAAACCAAAUAUAAUCAAAUUAAUAGCUAAAAAACUAGCUGAGUUACAUUCCUUAGAUAUGCCAUUAUGUAAAGAACCAAGGUGGUUACAAGAAACCAUUUGCGGGUGGAUUAAAGAAAUCCAAAAUAAUACAUGUACCAAUUCUGGUCAUCCUGAACACAAAAGUUACAUUCGUAAACUAGAGUCAUAUAAUAUAGAGGAGGAAUUUAAUACCAUGAUAAACAUCUGUUCUAAAGUAGAGUCACCAGUUGUUUUCUGUCAUAAUGACCUGCAAGAAGGUAAUGUAUUACAUAUGGAAGGUAGUGAGAAUCCAUCAAGGGAGCUAACUGUAAUUGAUUGGGAAUAUUGUAGCUACAACUACAGGGGUUUUGACAUAGGUAAUCAUUUUUGUGAAUGGGCAUAUGGAUAUGAGAAUCCCAAUACACCAUUUUUCAGUUACACUGCCGAAGGUUACCCCAGUAGGGAGCAACAGUAUUCAUUCUUUAAAGAAUAUCUAAAAGCUAGUGGUGAAUGUGAUAUUUGUGAUAAAGAUUUACAGGCCUUAUAUGUAGAAGUUAAUACAUAUGCUUUGGCAUCACAUUUCUAUUGGGCUAUCUGGGCCAUAAUACAAGCCAAAACAUCUGUCAUUGAGUUUGGUUACUGGGAAUAUGCCAUGUCAAGAUUGGAAAGAUAUUUUGAAUUGAAGGAGAAAUUACUGCACAACAAACAUUUGCUAUGAUAUUUUGAUGUAAUGCUUUAAUAUGUUCUGUAUUGUGAUCACAGUGUUUUUGAGAUACCAAAUACAGCUCUAGUGUGUUCCAUGUGUAAACAGAUCAGUCUAAAUAAGCAAGUUCUAUGGCAUUGAUAUAUAUCUGUUAUUUGUACAACAUGAUUUUUGUGUUAUCAUAUGCAGACAUUUAAUGCCAUAUCUUUAUUACAUGGUUAAAAGCUGUGAAAUAAUAUAUAAUUAUCAAUAAAUAUGUUCUAAAUGUUAAUACAAAAUACAGGUGACUCAGCACUGGGUGAUAUUUGAUAGUCUGUUUUUUUUGUAAUUUACAAUUAAAUUGACUAAGACCUUUUUUUUGUAAUUUACAAUUAAAUUGAUUAAGACCUUUAGUCUGAUAUUUAUCAACCCAUAUUUUACCUCAUUUUACCCAAAUUAGUAUUGUAACUUAUAAAUAAAUCACCCAAUUUCGAUCUUAUAAUCUAUUUUGAAAGUACCAUCAAAAGAUUAUUUGAAAUGCAAUUCAAAUGCUUGAGAUGAAUAUUUAUGAACGUCCCGGUUUUCAAACUCAUUUUAAUAUUCCUUACACUCAUCUAGUCUACAUGUAAUUUAAUAAUUUUUAUUUUAUGAUCAGUAGUGGAAUACCGCGUUUUAUCAGUGAAAUAAAAGUGUUAUUCCACUGGCUAGCGGUAGUCCAUGUUGUUUUUACCUAAAAUGAUUGUAAAAUCGUAAAAUAAAUAGAACAUUUGUCGUUUUGUCGUGAAUAACAUAUUUUAUUUCAUCUCUAAGCAAGAAAACGUUUAUAUAUUCACUACGACAAAUAUCCUCUAUGUAAUCUAUGAAGUGUAAUAUUGUUCUAAAAUCUUUGAUGAUUAAUAAUUUUAAUUUAAUCACUUUAUCAUUUUUAAUGAAAACUGCCUGGUUUACCCCAAAUGUUGUGGUGUACUUACUUAAUGCAGUUAAAAGAUCUUGAAAUAUUUUCUCCUAAAUCACAUGUAAGUUGCUCAUAAAGGUCUUCGUUAUCAAUCCAGCAUAGGAAAAUAUGUUAUAGUAUUUACAGGAGUGUACAUAGAGGAUAUUUGUCGUUUUAGAGUGAAUAACAUAUUUAUUUCAUCGAGAAGCAAGAAAACUUAUAUUUUCACGAAUGCAUAGCAUGAGUGAAAAUAUAAACAUUUUCUUGCUUAGAGAUGAAAUAAAACUUUAUAUUUUAAGGAAAUAAAAAAAAAUAUAACAACUUAAAAAUAAUAAUUUUAUUCAAAAUUUACACUUUUGAGGAACUUAUGAAAUAGAUUAUACUACAAUAAUAAAUAUAUGUUAUUAACCAAAUGUCACUAUUUUUAAAAUAAGAGAAGGUAAUGAAAAAUGCCAGGAUGGUUUAUACAGGGUGAGUAAGGUGUUUGGCUUACUGCUAACCAUGAUGUGUCAGGUUCUAUUCAGGUGUUGGAAGAGAAAGUUCCUCAUGAUAUUUCAGUGUCGUUUCCUCACUGCCAGUGGUGCAUGAUGGAGGGUAUGGCAAGGAGAAAGUAUCUAGUUGUUCAGAUGGUACAAAAACAUUAAGUCCUGUAAUGUUAAAGUACCUUUGACAGUUGUAAUUAGAUGAAGAGUAGGCAGAAUGCCACUGUCUGGGCAAAAUUUCUCCCAUAGAACAUAUUAUGGUGCUGAAACAUAAUAUGUUAAGUGCCAUUUCAGUUGAAAUAUAUACUCCUUACUAUAUGACAGGAUAUUUUAAUUGUUACAUGAAUCUGGUAUUUGGUUGAAUACAGUGCUCUGGAAUAGGUUGGCAAAUUAGAUGAAAUGUUAUAUAAGCUUUAUAGCUUCUAAACGCUUGGCCAGAUAUUGUAAGUGUAGGUUCUGUAACAUAUAAUUAUAUAUAUUUGUAACAGAUCAAACAUAUCCAUUGUAAUAGUUCAAAGUAGCUUUUGAUGUUUUAAGGUACAGUAAGACACGAGAAUGUUUUAACAUAAUCAUGUUUUUCGGUUAGGAAUUGUAAUUAUAAUUGUAAUCUUGGUGUAAUUUUGAAAGUAAAACAUAACUGUUUGGUUUAAUCAAAUUAAUCAUAAUGUAUGUCUUGGUUUUUUUUUGUCCUAAAUGUAUGUAAAAAAAAAUUCUUUUGGGGGAAUUUGAUUCUCUGCAGAUGAACAAGAGGAUUGACUUACCUAGUGCAGAGCAUAAGGCAUGUAAAUGUGGUUGUACAUGUGCAGUGUUUUAUUAUGAAUAUUUUUUAUUAUAUGAACAUGUUUAGGGUAUUAUGCUUAAUUUGACAUUAAGAAUGAAUGGUGUUAUGUUGUAGAUAUCAUAGGGGUAUUUUAGAUGCUGCUGAUAUAUAUUUCAAUGUGAUUUUUAUGUGAUAAUGAGCAUUAGAUCAGUCACUCUAUCAAUGUUUACAUUUGAAUCCACAAAUCAGUAAAAAAAAAUGUUUUAUUUUAAUAUAUGAAAAAAAAGAGAUUUCCUUUAAUAAUACUUUUAUCGUAUAAAUUCUUCAUAAAUCCAUAAGGCUUCUGAUAGCGAUUAUGGUUGCAGUAAUUUGAAUUCUCAGGCAGUUUAUUUAUGUAAAUGUGUUAAAUCCCACCUUUGUGGGAAAAUAUACCACAUAAUAAAUCCAAAUGGGUAAUUAGAGAAACUCAAAAUCAUGACAGUAAAUAAGUUGUGUACUUAAUAGAAAAAGAUGAAAAAAUUCUUUACCCUAUUAGUGAAGUAGUAACUUAUAGUUUUAUUUUGAAUUUCCAUAGGCAGCUCGCUGUAUCAUACGUUCUGUCAUUGAGUCAACUGGCGGGGUUUCGAUUCCUGGGUUGUACGUGACAAGGAGUAGGGUCGCCUGUCCAACCUCGUGGGUUUUCUCCGGGUCCUCCGGUUUCCUCCCACUGCUAAAGACCCCUAUGGCAAGCGAAUGAUUGAAAUAAAAUUGACCCAUGUGUUAGUCCCGAAAUGACCUAGUUUGUGUCGAGUGGACGUUAAACCCCAUUUCUCUCUCUCUCUCUCCAUAGGUAGGUUAAAGAUUGCCAACUAGAUUGAUAUUAUUAUUUAAAACCUUUUUAUUGUUCCUUUUGUCUAAUAAAUACACAUUGCCUGUAUAUACUGAUGAUACAGGGGUUUGAACAUGAUCAAUCUGAUGUAAAUACAGAUCGUUUUUUGUUCUAUUUUUUAUGUUUGGUUGUAAUUCAAAUUUCAUAUGUCUGGGCUAUAAUGUCUUUUGUUUUAUAUUAGGAAUUCACCAUUCAGAUGAGCAAGUGUGUGUGUGAGUUAGUUUUAUACUUUUGAGUGGCCAUGAGAAACAGAGAUGCUGAUUGAUUAAUUAUAAUCUCCAUGAAACAUAAUGUGGCCUGCCACAACAAUCUGGAAAAAGAUUGAAAAGAAAUAUAGAUUUGUUUUAUAAUCAGUAUUAUUCUGGCAAGGUUUACCUCGUCCCUAAUGUGACGUGCCACGACAAUCUAUAAUUUGCUAGGAAAGAAAAUGAAAUUUAGAUCUAUAUUUGAAUUCAAUUUGAUCAUAGUUGGCUUAAUCACAUGCUUUUAAUUACAGUGGACUCUGUCACAUCCGACAUCGUGCGGGGUCGUUACAAUAAUUCGGAUCACACAGCGUUUCGGAAUACCGAAUUUUCUCCAAAACUGGAAAUACUGUAACUUCGAAAACCGGAAGUAUUUUUAUAUUGUAGCUUCGAAUCACCAGAAUACUAUUCCGUUUAUAAAUGAUAAACUUUUCUGUACUUUAAAAAUUUUAUUAUAUUAAAUAAUAAACAAUAACAAUGCAUGCGUAUAAUGUAUUCAUAAAAUCGUUUACAUGUAAUAUCAAUGCAUGCGUACAAUAUAUUUAUAAAUAUCAAUGCAUGUAAUCGUUUAAAGUAGUUUGCUUAAUUAAGAUUACCGGAAGCAUAUCGUAAGGCGGAGUCCUGGGCAACAUCUUCUAACAAAUGAAUUGUUGCGAUCAUCUUUUCGUCCUUAAUCUGUGCGAAGUGUUUAAUGUCGUUGAGCAUGCAUAGGAAUUUUGAAUAGGUCAAGUCAAUUGUCAUUUAUAAUCUGUCAUUCUAUGUCCAGUUUUUAAAGCCAAUCAAAGUAAACGGCACCUGUCAUCCAAGCUUUGCGAUUGGCCGACCAAUUGACUGGCAGGUUGAUCUUGUCCACCACUCCCUUAAAACAACUCAGGUUCACUGCUUUACUGAUCAAAGUAAUCAACACAGUUUUAAUCUCACCGAUAAUUGAUUGGUGAUUACUUGUUAAUCUUUUCUGGCUUCACACCCAUUGAGUUUUAAUCUCACCAAUAAUUGGUUGCUUCACACCCACCGUUUGAAGUACGGAUUAUACGGUGUCGAAUCAAUGGAAAUUAUGUGACGGGACGGCUGAUUGAUUUCGGAAUCCGGAACAUACAGAAUUCGGAUUUACCAGCGAUUUUUUGGCUGAAGUAAUAAGGAAAUAAAUCGGGGCAUGAAAAUCAUACCGGAUGUCACAGCAAUCCGGAGUGAUCAGAGAUCGGAUGUGACAGAGUCCACUGUAAUUGAUAUUUAAGGCCAUAAAGCUUGUCCACAUUUGUUUAUAGAUUUAAUCAUCUGAUUUUUCAUAUAAAUUAAAGUAAUUCCAUAUUUUUUAAUUAAUGAAAGUAACGAAUGUUUAUUCUGUAUAUUAUGGUAACAACUCAUUGUAAAGGUCAAUUCCUUCAAUAAUGUCUCUUUAAAUUGUUACUAUUUAUAUCAUAUCCUUUAUUUUGAUUUGUGUAUGAAAUUUUUAUGUGUAAAUGUUAGCUUUAAACUUAUGCCAUAUUUUGUUUGUAACAACAUAUUUUUUUGUUGUUUUUGUUUGUUGUUUUGAAUGGUGUAAUCCUAUGAUCUCCUGUAAGUUCGUUAGAAGUUAAAAUGUAUGCUUAUGAAUUUGGGUUGUGGGCUAUCAGGCUUGUGCUAAAAUUUAAACGAAAUAUUCACUCAAGUAUUAGCAGAUGUUGGGAAUGGUUAAAUUUUGUUUCGUAUGUUAGACUUAAGAUCAGAUGCCAAAAUUAAGUUGAGUAAUAUUUUAAUAGAGAUGCAAAUUCUUCAUAUUUAAAUUAAAUGCCUUUUAUGACCUCUGAAGUCUAUUAAAGAAAAGUUCAAUAAAGUUUUAAAAAUCAUCUUGAUACAUAGGUUACAUUGAUUACAUGUUAAAUAGGUUCCCUAAUAAUGGUUUUAAUUUUGUUAAAUUUUUACAGUCUUUGUAUAUAUGUAAAUUGAUAUACAUAUCCCAAUUGCUUCUGUAUUUAUUGUGGUUUUCUAAUUAUUAAAGGAGGAAUGUUUAAGGCACUAUAAUUUAACAAUACAAUGGUGGACGUGAUGUGAUCCUAAAGAUAAAUGUACAUGAAAGCUGAAUACUAUCAUUUUAUAACUUUAUAAAGUGACCUUAAUAUAUUUUGAUAUACAUGUUUAUAUUUGGGGCUUUGAACAGAACUGUGUAAUAUCUAGUGUAAUUCCAUAUUAAUGUAAUUAAUUGUAUGUAAGCUUUGUUUACUAGUUUGCUGUUUAAGUGUUUUUUUGUUGUUAAGUUUUUGAAAUUAGUAGUCCCAAAUUUCCUUAUACAUGUACAUAUCAAAGUGAAAAAAAAAUCAAUUUGUAUAGUGUGUCUUUUUAGCUAUGAUUUAGAAACUCAAUCCAAAAAAUAAACAUUAUAUCCUCUGCAACAGACUAAAUAUCAGUAAAGAAAAAAAAUAUUAAAAAAAUGCGGUGAAGUUACUGCAUUUUGAGAAAUUUUAAACUGAAAAGCAAUUUCCUCAAUUAUAUGUCCAACAAUCAGAGGCAACAAUAAUUAGAUACGGUUGUGCAAUAUUGUCAGACUAAGUAAGAAAUAUCUAAGUCACUCUUGAAAAUAAAUAUUUAUGUCACUCUUGAAAAUAGACUUUUUUAACUGGGGGCGGGGGUGGACAAGAUGCUGACUCACUAAUCAUGAGUUUGAUGCUGGCAUUGGCAAAGAAAAACAUCUUGUUCUUCUAAUGGCACGAAAACCUGUUUUCACUUGGCGUGCACGUAAAAAACCCCGAUGAAUUGUAGGCAGAAAUGCCACAGCCCGGGUGGCUAAAAUUUCUGUCCUAGCACACAUCGAUAGCAUAUACCGGGUUGGUGUAUAAUUCUUUUAACAUUAUACCAUUUCAUAAUUACCUGGUUGAUAUGAUUAUAUUUUAUACUUACUAUCUGGUGGUAAAUAUUAUAAGUGGUUAUCCUAAUUUGUUCUUUUUAUCAAGUUGUAAUAAUGCAUUAAAAAUGACUAAAGCAGUAUUAACUUUAGGUUGAUCAUUUAUAUCUAAUAAAGUAGAAGGUGGGAUAAUCCACCUGUGUUGGACAUUACUUUUUACAUUCAUUUCCAUAUUUUUUGCCAUAAUAAUAUUACUAAGGACAAUUUUAUAUUUGGGUUGAGGUGUGAAUUUGUGGUAAAAAUUAACUGUUUCCAUGCAUUUAUUUCCAUAUCUGUUAAAGGAUUUUGCUUUUUGUUCCAGAAGGUUCAAAAACUGCUGCCUGCACUUUUAGAAGUCAUCAAAUUGGCAUUUAUUCAUUGUAAAGUAUAAUAAGUAUUAUAGUAAAUUAUGAAAUAAUUAUAACUUCGUAUUUAAAGAUGUACAUGUAUAGGAUUGCUUUUCCAUUCUAACUUUUUAAAUUCAUUUGCAUUUAUUAAUGUUAUCUGUGAUCUCAUUGAUAAGCUAGAGAUAACAUGUUAACACUCUUGUCAAGAACUAAUAAUUUGAAAUGUAUUCAUUCUUCACAUUAUCAUUUGACAUUUACUGUAUAUGCCUUGGUGUGUAAUCAGUGUGUUUGGUUAGAACAGCACAAUUGGCAAGCUGGCAAUUUAAAGUUACAAUUUCAUAUUUUUAAGUUAUAUUUUUAAAAUGUAUUAAAAUAAAGCCCUAAAAUAGAUAGUAUCUAUAAACAGUGCUACCUUGUUAAAGAAUAAUGCUAUUAAUCCUAUAAUUCACUAUGGCAAAAAUAUCAUUUUCAUCUUCAAAUUCAAACGUUUGAAAAUAGCAACUCCAUGGUGGAGAAUAGAAAACAAGGGAGGUAAUUGUGUUAUUUCCAGUGUAAAUAAGUUUUAAUAGUGAGUUGACAACCCAUUGAGCAAAAGACAUAGAAAUAAUUAUGUUUUGACUUUCUUAGAAAAUAUGAAAUUGUAACUUUAAAUAAUGUUCCACAUGAUCGUCUUACUAAAAUAUUAUUGAUUCCGAAUUUAAUUUUGGCUGGCAUACAUUACCUAAAGAUCUAAAUACUUCUGAUGCAUUCUUUGAAAUCUUAAUUAUAGUUAUUGUAGAUUGGUGAAAAUAGGUUUUAUUCAAACGAAAGUUUGGUUCAUUGGCAUUGAAAGGUCAAACCAAGUUCUUAAAGUUGUUGUUAGAUCCCACUUGUAGUGUAUGUAAAUAGAAAACUUAGAAAUGAAAGUAAGUCAAACUUCAAUUUGACUGUAGUCCUGGCAAUAUGUCAUUGAUCAGUUCUAUGUAAGCAAAUAUAUUUUCUAUUUUGGAUAUAUAACAAUCCAAUUUGGUUCUGUUUAUUAUAGGAUAAAUAAGAGCAUCAAAAAUAGACAGUAAUGUGAUAGCUUUCAAUUCUUUCAAAUGAUAUUGUCCACUAUUAAAAUUAGAACAAAGCCAUUGUGUGUUGUUUGACUGAGGCUAUCUCUUUAUUUUCCCUCCCAGAUCAAUAUUGUUAAUAAAGGAUUAUUUAAUGUGGAUAUAUAUGUCUGUGCCAGUCCGUGUCCUUUUAAACAGGUUUGUUUGUUGGAAAUUGUGUUCGAUCUUGAUUGUUUGGUUCACUUUCUUGAACCAUAUCGGGACUCGAUCCCAGGAUAUUUAGUGGAGAGUAAAUGCCGGGUAACUUUUCUACAUUUAAUUACACGCUGAGCUAAUUAUUGAAAAUAUAUAGACACCGUUUUAUACAUGUAUGGUCAUAAUCCUUUGAAAAACCAGUUUUCGAUUUAAAUCACAACUCACUAUAUUCAUACAGGUUUCCUCAAGCCCUGUAAUUGUUUAAAAUUUGGUUUAAUAACUAGAGCGGACGACUUUCCUGCAGGUGGGUGUAUGUAAGUCCCCUCUCGGAAGAUAAAGGUAUAGGCGCUAACCUGUAAUUGGCCAAGUAUUACUUCAUGGUGGAGAUUAACCCCAUGCCAAGAGUUCAUGGCAGUCUCCUGUAGUACUUCCGGUCUGAAACAAAUCAAAUGUCGCGUUUGGCCACUGAUCCAAUAUGACGAAAACAAAAUCGACUGUUAUCAAGGGUAGCUAAUUGUGGCAAGUCUAUGGGAAAGCUAUAAUGAUAAAUUUAUUAAUCACACACCAUUAUAAUUUAAAACGCAAGUUGUAUUUCAGUAUUGUGUAUAAAAGAUGAAGUAUCAUCAUGUGCUAUCGUUUUGUUUGCUUCUGUAUAAUAAUAUGUUCAUUUUGUCAAAUAAAAACACUUUUAAUCUGUA
Messenger RNA from Patella vulgata (common limpet), 9820 nucleotides. Its product is annotated as choline/ethanolamine kinase. Gene Ontology annotation, biological process: phosphatidylethanolamine biosynthetic process; CDP-choline pathway. The transcript has 9 exons. Gene Ontology annotation, molecular function: choline kinase activity; ethanolamine kinase activity. Gene Ontology annotation, cellular component: cytoplasm. Lineage: Eukaryota; Metazoa; Mollusca; Gastropoda; Patellidae. The record is from RefSeq and is a predicted model, not a curated record. Bases 222 to 1439 code for a protein of 405 amino acids.